UUCGGUGCGUUUGGACUAUUGGGAGUCGUAUUCAAGUGAGUCGUACUCUGAUUCGCUUGGUUCAUAGUCGGAGUCGCUUGUAUCACUGUCUGACAAAUCUGACGAUUCAGACUUGGUCUCCUCGUAUAUGGUCUAUAGGUCGUUGGUUGGCAUUUCCUCUGGUUUAUAAUCUGUCGUCUUAUCGCUCAUAUGCUUUUGUCCCCAGCCGGGUUGUCUGUUCUGCACGUUUUUCAAGAUGGACGCCGAUCUCUAUGACGAGUUUGGGAAUUACAUCGGGCCUGAACUAGAGAGUGACGAGGAAAGCGAGGAGGAGGAUGGGAAUAGGGAUGAUGAUCUUAACGGCUAUGGGGAUGCUGAUGAUGACGAGGAAGAGCAAAUGGACCAGGAUGAUGAGCCAAGACAACAGAUUGUAUUGCAUGAGGACAAGAAGUAUUAUCCUACCGCAGAAGAAGUGUAUGGGCCAGAUGUUGAGACAUUAGUCCAAGAAGAAGAUACUCAGCCAUUAACAGACCCCAUCAUUAAACCUGUUCUAAAGAAGAAAUUCUCCCAUGCUGAACAAGAACUUCCUCUGACAAACUACAACAUUGAGUACCUUGCUGAUUUAAUGGAUAAUCCUGAGCUGAUUAGAAAUGUCGCACUAGCUGGGCACUUACAUUCAGGAAAGACUGCUUUUCUUGACUGCUUAUUUGAGCAAACUCACCCGGAGCUAGAGGCGAAAGAGGGAAAAGAACUACGAUAUACAGAUCUUCUCUUUACUGAACAAGAGCGAGGACUUAGCAUCAAAAGCACUCCUGUCUCACUGGUCUUGCCGGAUACAAAAGGAAAGUCUUACCUUCUGAAUAUCUUUGACACUCCAGGUCAUGUGAAUUUCUCAGACGAGGUGACUGCAGCAUAUCGUCUAUGUGAUGCUGUCAUGAUAUUUAUCGAUGCUUCAGAAGGGGUGAUGUUGAACACUGAGCGUCUACUCAAGCAUGCGGUACAGGAAAACCUUGCUAUCACCAUAUGUAUUAACAAGAUUGACAGAUUGAUCUUAGAGCUCAAACUGCCCCCCACUGAUGCCUACUAUAAGCUCAAGCAUGUCAUAGAUGAAGUGAAUGGGCUGUUAAGUGUCUUUUCUGAGGGAGCAGAUGACCUUGUUAUAUCCCCCCUACUCGGCAAUGUCUGCUUCGCUAGCUCAAGUUAUCACUUUUGUUUUACCUUGCUUUCGUUUGCCAAGCUUUAUGUGGACAGCUUUGGUGGCAACAUUGACCCACAGGAUUUUGCACAGCGCCUUUGGGGUGACAUGUAUUUUAGCUCAAAAACGAGAAAGUUUACCCGCAAAGCUCCCUUGAGUACAUCACAGCGGAGUUUUGUAGAGUUUAUUUUAGAACCAAUGUACAAGAUAUUUGGACAGGUUGUUGGUGAUGUGGAUACAACACUUCCUCAAGCACUGGAUGAAUUAGGAAUCCACCUGACAAAAAAAGAAAUGCAAAUGAACAUUAGGCCAUUGCUGAGUCUGGUAUGCAAGCGCUUCUUUGGUGAUUUCGCUGGUUUUGUUGAUGUAUGUGUUCAGCAUAUCCCUUCUCCAAAAGAUGUUGCAGCAAGAAUGGUGGAACACAACUACACUGGUCCCUUGGACUCUGAUAUUGUCGAUGCCAUGAAUAAUUGUGAUCCAGAUGGUGUCCUCAUGGUACAUACUACCAAGCAGUACCCAUCUCAAGAUGCCACAGCAUUCCAUGUGUUUGGGCGAGUCAUGAGUGGCACUCUAUAUGCCGGUCAGCAAGUGCGCAUCCUGGGAGAAAAUUACACCAUGGAAGACGAGGAAGACUCUCGUGUUGGGAUUGUUGGCCGACUCUGGAUUGCUGAAGCAAGGUAUAAUAUUGAGGUGAACCGGGUGCCGGCAGGCAACUGGGUGCUUAUCGAGGGGGUGGACCAGCCUAUUGUCAAGACAGCAACCAUCACAGAGGUCCAGGGCAGUGAGGAGGCAUACAUUUUCCGUCCAUUGAAGUUCAACACAUGUUCCACAAUAAAGAUAGCUGUUGAGCCUCACAAUCCAUCCGAGCUGCCAAAGAUGUUGGAUGGCUUGAGGAAAGUGAAUAAGAGCUACCCGCUACUCACCACCAAGGUUGAGGAGUCAGGGGAGCAUGUGAUCCUUGGCACUGGUGAACUUUACUUGGAUUGUAUCAUGCACGAUCUACGCAGAAUGUACUCAGAAAUAGAUAUCAAAGUAGCUGAUCCUGUCAUCGCAUUUUGUGAGACAGUCGUGGAGACGUCUUCACUCAAGUGUUUUGCCGAGACUCCCAACAAAAAAAACAAGGUUACCAUGAUCGCUGAGCCGCUGGAAAAAGGCCUGGCCGAAGACAUUGAGAACGAGAAGGUGCUUAUCUCAUGGAACAAGAAAAAGCUUGGAGAGUUUUUCCAGACGAAGUACGACUGGGAUUUGCUCGCUGCUCGCUCCAUCUGGGCAUUUGGACCAGAAAAUACUGGCCCUAAUAUCCUUGUGGAUGACACCUUACCCUCUGAGGUUGACAAGAGUCUGCUCAAUACAGUUAAGGAUUCUAUCAUCCAGGGAUUCCAGUGGGCCACUCGAGAAGGUCCCCUCUGCGAUGAACCAAUUCGUAACGUGAAGUUCAAGAUCCUGGAUGCUGUGAUUGCUGGUGAACCAAUCCACCGCGGUGGCGGACAGAUCAUCCCGACCGCAAGGAGGGUAGCUUAUUCUGCAUUCCUUAUGGCCACCCCGAGGCUGAUGGAGCCCUAUUUCUUCGUGGAGGUCCAGGCCCCCGCGGACUGUGUGUCCUCAGUCUACACCGUGCUGGCGCGCAGGCGUGGUCACGUGACCCAGGACGCCCCCGUACCAGGCUCCCCGCUGUACACGAUCAAGGCGUUCAUUCCCGCCAUCGACUCGUUCGGAUUCGAGACUGACUUACGAACACAUACACAGGGCCAGGCAUUCUGUCUGUCUGUCUUCCACCACUGGCAGAUCGUGCCAGGCGAUCCCUUGGACAAGAGCAUAGUGAUCCGCCCUCUGGAGCCGCAACCAGCCACCCACCUCGCCAGAGAAUUCAUGAUCAAGACCCGCAGGCGCAAGGGCUUGAGCGAGGAUGUCAGUAUCAACAAGUUUUUCGACGAUCCCAUGUUGCUGGAGUUGGCUCGCCAAGACGUCAUGUUUAACUACCCGAUGUAGAGCUCCUCCAAGCACGCCUGGGAUACCUGUGGUGGUCCUCUCUCCAUCCGUGUGGCCGGUUUACAUGUUGAGAGACUACAAUCAGCCUGUACUCGGUAUCCCUGUGGAAUAGCUAGUGCGCAUCCUGCCAUUUAGGUGCCCGUUCUGGGUAGAUGGUUAUACUUGGUCCUCAUCUGCGAGUUGAAUGGAUGUAUCUGCUCGCGCUGAUAUGCUGUUCUUGUAUAUCGGACAAUAGUUAGAAUGCUAACUGAAAUAUGUAUCACCUUGGUAGAGGCGUACCCAGGAGCUUCAUUCCUGUCUCCUAUGUGUGUUGGUUACAAAGAGGGUGAGCUCUCCUUCAGUACACCCUGCAAGUCGUUAGAACUCAUGAACGUUGUGGCGUUCAUUUUCAUUGACCUCCAGAUCACCGCAAAACCAUACACACACCCGCAGUCCGUUCAGCGUCCAUACUCGCCUCGGUGUGUGCACACGUCAAUUGGGUACAGCCCUUAAAAACUUCGUGCCAAGGAUUCGUUAACUUUUGUACAAAGGUUUGUUUUUCAUCAAACGGUAAUAAAUAGUCUCUCUUA
Messenger RNA from Nematostella vectensis (starlet sea anemone), 3732 nucleotides. RefSeq names its product 116 kDa U5 small nuclear ribonucleoprotein component. Gene Ontology annotation, cellular component: U2-type catalytic step 2 spliceosome; U4/U6 x U5 tri-snRNP complex; cytosol. Gene Ontology annotation, biological process: mRNA splicing, via spliceosome. NCBI's taxonomy places the organism in Eukaryota, Metazoa, Cnidaria, Anthozoa, Actiniaria, Edwardsiidae. The record is from RefSeq and is a predicted model, not a curated record. Bases 236 to 3163 code for a protein of 975 amino acids. Gene Ontology annotation, molecular function: translation elongation factor activity; U5 snRNA binding; GTP binding. The transcript has 33 exons.